CAUCAGCCAGUUUGUAGUUGGAUAAAACACCUGAUUAGCAUUUACACCCAUAAUUUGCGAUUGAUUGCCUAGCUGCCAGCUAUAUAAAGGACAACACUCUCCACUUCAAACAUCUUCUGAUCAUCUUACUCUCGAGACAGCAGUUCACCGCAUCAGCAACAGGAACAAUGGCUCUUUUGUUGGUGUUCGCAUCCCUCGUGGCCAGCGCCAUGGCUGGUGAUCUGCUGUACGGAGGCUUGGCAGACCCUGUCCUUGGCAAUGGCAUUGGCAUUGGCCUCGCUGGUCCUGUCAUCGGCGCUGGACCUGUCAUCGGCGCUGGGCCUGUCAUCGGUAGCGGCAUCGUUGGUCCAGUCGUCGGCAAGGGCAUUGGCAUUGGCGUCAACCCUGUCUACCGUAGGAGAGUCGCCCUCGGCAUUCCCGUUGGUCCUUACUACGGAAAGAGCAUCGGUGUCCCAGUCAUCGGCAAUGGCAUUGGCUACGGUCUGCCCGCUGCUUCCAUUGCUUCCAUUGCUCCAAUUGCUCCUGUUGCUGCCGUGUCUCCAUCAUCGGCAAGAGCAUUGGCAUCGGCCCUGUCUACGGAAGGGGUAUCGCCCUCGGCGCUGCUCCUGUCUUGAGCAAGGGCGUUGGACUUCUGGGUGCUCCCAUCAUUGGUGAUGGUCUUGCUGCUGGUGCCGGCCUCAUUGCACCAGCCUACGGUCUUGGCGCUGGCCUUCUCGGAAAGUACUAACUGCCAACAACCAGCAUCCUCGAGAUUGGACGAGAACAGCAUGUCAUUUAGUUGCUGAUCAAAAUGAUAAAUGAAUAAAGUUGAUCUAAUUCAGCCGAAAA
Pomacea canaliculata is the source of this 828-nucleotide messenger RNA. RefSeq lists its product as uncharacterized. NCBI's taxonomy places the organism in Eukaryota, Metazoa, Mollusca, Gastropoda, Architaenioglossa, Ampullariidae. Bases 168 to 614 code for a protein of 148 amino acids. The record is from RefSeq and is a predicted model, not a curated record. The transcript is spliced from 2 exons.